Messenger RNA from Rhinichthys klamathensis goyatoka, 863 nucleotides. RefSeq lists its product as uncharacterized. The coding region runs from base 6 to 803 and encodes 265 amino acids. The record is from RefSeq and is a predicted model, not a curated record. Gene Ontology annotation, molecular function: oxidoreductase activity. The transcript is spliced from 9 exons. Lineage: Eukaryota; Metazoa; Chordata; Actinopteri; Cypriniformes; Leuciscidae.
AUCUAAUGGCAACUCCAGGUGCAUUUAAAGUUUGCUCUUUAAACGACAAAGUCACGCUGAUAACCGGCGCAAGUUCAGGAAUAGGAGCUGGCACAGCCGUACUGUUUGCCAAACUGGGUGCCCGGCUGGCGCUGAAUGGACGCGAUGUAGAAAAUCUCACUAAAGUCGCAAAAGAGUGCGAAGCUUGUGGAGCAGUUAAACCCUUAUUAGUUCCAGGAGACUUGACAGAUGAGGAUACUGUGAAGAGGACAGUUGAAGAGGUCAUUGCUCACUUUGGGAAGCUGGAUGUCCUGAUCAACAGUGCAGGAAUACUCGCCAUGGGCAGUAUAGAGACAACAGAUAUGGCCCAGUAUGACAAGGUCAUGUCUGUUAAUGUCAGAUCAGUAUAUCAUCUCACUCAUCUCUGCGUGCCACAUCUUAUCGAAACUAAAGGCUCAAUUGUGAAUGUGUCCAGUGUGAAUGGGCAGCGAUCGUUUCCUGGUGUACUUGCCUACUGUAUGUCCAAAUCAGCCAUCGACCAAUUCACACGCUGUGUUGCUCUUGAGUUAGCAUCAAAGCAAGUACGAGUCAACUCAGUAUGCCCAGGAGUAAUUAUAACAGAAGUUCACAAGCGUGCAGGACUAGAUGAGGACCAGUAUGCUCAGUUCCUUGAGAAAACCAAGGUGACCCAUGCUCUCGGCAGACCAGGGGAAGUAGAGGAAGUAGCUCAUGCUAUCGCCUUCCUGGCAUCUGAUGCUGCAACAUUUAUAACAGGUGUCAAUCUUCCAGUGGACGGAGGUCGACAUGCAAUGUGUCCACGAUAACACUCUGCCACCAUGAUAGAGCUGCCAUAAAAGUAAAGAAAUAAACAUAAUUGGACCUGA